AACUUCCCCGACACCUACAUAACCAGAGCUACCUGCUAAUCUAUUGAAUGUAAAUUUCAACCUCCUGAGCCCCUGAUACAACUUACCCUUCUAAUUAAGCACACUAUGACUCGAAUCGGUUGGUAUGGCCUCGGCUCCAUGGGCCUGGCCAUGGCCACGAACCUCCAAAAACAUCUCGUCCGCAAAACAGGCCCAAGUCUCAUUUAUUCCAACCGAACCAUGGCCCGCGGCGACGCUCUCAAGGCACUAGGCGGUACACCCGAAACCAGCUUCUCGAAGCUCGUUGCGCAAUGCGGGAUUAUCUUUACCAUGGUCUCCAAUGACGCAGUCCUUCAACAACUUGUCUCCUCGGCGGUCAAUUCCGGGCACUCCCUCGAAGACAAGAUCUUCGUUGACUGCUCAACCGUCCACCCUGAGACGGUGGGCGGGACUGUCGCGAAGCUGAAGGAAAAGGGGGCGGACUUUCUGGCUGCUCCUGUCUUUGGAGGGAACCCAAUCGCCGUAGACGGAAAGUUGGUGUUUGCGAUUGGCGGGCCGAGGAAGGCGGCGGAGGUGGUGAAGCCGUUGAUCCAGGAUGUGAUGGGGAGGAAGGUGAUUGAUUGUGGUGAGGAUGCGACUCGGUCUUCACUUCUGAAAAUUGCAGGUAAUAUUGUAUUCAGGAACAUUGUCACCGUGAACAUGAUGGAAGCGGUGGGUGAAGCGCAGGUGUUCGCUGAGCGGACGGGACUGGGAAGUGGCCCAAUGGAAGAGCUCAUUGGAGAGGCCUUUGGGCCCGUGGCUGGGGGAUAUUCGAAACGAUUGACCACUGGCGCCUACGCACCGCCGCUGAAUUCUCGUCCCGGAUUCGGGGUUUCCUUGGCCAUCAAGGAUGCAAAACAUGCAUUUGCCAUGGCCAAGGACCAUGAUGUUGAAUUGCCGGGUCUGCAGGUUUCCCUCGAUAACAUGGAGGCUGCCAGGGAAUAUGCGGGCGAAUGCUUGGAUAGCAGUUCCAUGUACGGAGUGCUACGGCAGAAGGCCGGUCUGCAGUUCUGGAAUGAAAAGAGUCGCCAGGGAAAUUCCUGACCUACCAGUGAGGACCAGUUGCCACUCCUAGUUCAAUAUAGAUGACUACUAGAUCCAUCUCGAUUCUCAAGACACUACCCCAGCUCUACA
Molecule: messenger RNA, 1152 nt
Organism: Aspergillus ibericus CBS 121593
Lineage: Eukaryota; Fungi; Ascomycota; Eurotiomycetes; Eurotiales; Aspergillaceae
Product: NAD(P)-dependent oxidoreductase
Exons: 5
Coding region: 106-1062 (318 amino acids)
Molecular function (GO): NAD binding; oxidoreductase activity, acting on the CH-OH group of donors, NAD or NADP as acceptor; NADP binding
Source: RefSeq, a predicted model, not a curated record